Molecule: messenger RNA, 527 nt
Organism: Alosa sapidissima (American shad)
Lineage: Eukaryota; Metazoa; Chordata; Actinopteri; Clupeiformes; Clupeidae
Product: procathepsin L-like
Exons: 4
Coding region: 1-351 (116 amino acids)
Biological process (GO): proteolysis
Molecular function (GO): cysteine-type peptidase activity
Source: RefSeq, a predicted model, not a curated record
AUGUACGGGUUGUAUGUACCUCCUCAGGCUAAUCGUAGCCUCAAUGUCGCCUCAGUGAAGGCCUGGAAGUACCUCCCUCCUGGAGACGAGCAGGCUCUGGAGGACGCCGUGGCAACCAUUGGACCCGUUGCCGUGGUUAUCGACACCACCACUCGCAACUUCCAGUUCUAUCGUAGAGGAGUGUUCUAUGACCCCAAGUGUUCCAUCUGGAAGCAGGCCCAUGCGGUUCUGCUGGUGGGUUUCGGUUCUGAAGGGCAGCAAGAGUACUGGACCAUUAAAAACAGAAAACUGACAAAUAGAAUCAACAUUGCAUGGAUGGAGCAGGAGCAUAAUAAACAUUUAACGCAAUAAAAGAUCCAAUCCCUGAUGUGACACAUACAUUAGUGAUAUAGCAUAAUACAUUACUGUGGACAAUCCACUCAGGAUGAGUCAAUUAUAUUUGGCACCUGACAGCUGGGUGGAGCCUGAGAGUGUGUGUGUGAGUGUGUGUGUGUGUGAGAGUGUCGGUGUGUGUGAGAGUGUGUGUG